AUGGGGUUUAGUUUAACUAACUCUCUUAUUCAACUUUCAACUUUCAUUACUUUAAUUUUUAUUUCAAAUGUAUCAAGUCAAUUAGCUAUUCCAUUAGGACCUAAAUCAUCAUUACAAGAUACAUCGAAUCAUCAUCCAAACUACGUAGGAAUUGUAAAUUGGAAAACCUUAAAAAGUUUUGUAACCAAAACUGAAUCACGUUAUAAGAAAAAAUCAUAUAUAAAUUUAAUUGAAGAACAACUGGUACAUCCACGUAGAUGGAUUUCAAGUAAAAGUUUACCUAAAUCUAUCACCGAUCUUUCGUCGAAUUAUUUACAACAAUUUCCGGAUUCUAAUCCAAGUUCUUCUUCUUUAACUAAUGGAUUAGGACUUUUAAGAGUUUCAUCUGAACCUAAACCAAUUGUAACCCCACCACCAUCAUCAUCUGACGAAGAAAACCAAGGAAUGAGUUCGAUGGAUGUUAAGAAAGGUACAGCUUUUGCUAGAUUAGGUUUAGCUAGAGGUACGAAGUAUAUUCAUCAUCAACAUUCUGGAAGGUUUAAGAAGAUGAAGAAACCUACAAAAGGAUUAGACAGAACCGAACAAGUUGGUCAAGAUCAUCAAGAUAAUCAAGAUGGAAGUUCUAGAAACUUUUUGUUGAAUUCGAAUGCUAGACAAACUGAACCGAAUCCUAAUCCUAGUCAUGAUAAUGAUGUUCAUUCUACUAAAUUGUUUGAUAGUACUUCAGAUAAAGGUGAUAUUGAGUUUUAUGGUUCGAUUCAAAUCGGUACACCUCCUUUGAAUUUUAUGAUUGAUUUUGAUACGGGUUCAUCAGAUAUGUGGAUUAAAUCAUUAAUGUGUAAGAAGAAUUGUGGUAAAUCUUCAACAAACAAACAUAUGUAUUACAAUCCAAAAGUAUCAAGUACAUCAACCGAUAUGAAUCAAUCAUUUAAAAUUGCUUAUGGUGUAGGAGGUGUAAGUGGAACGAUGUAUCAAGAUAGUGUUACCGUUUCUGGUUUUUCAGUUAAGAAUCAAGCUUUUGCUUCUUGUGAUAUGCUUUCUGAAGAUUGGAUUAAUGAUCCUGCUGAUGGAGUUCUGGGAUUAGCUUUUGAAAGUAUUGCUACUAGUCAUGCUAAACCUUGGUUUUAUAAUGCAAUGUCUCAAAACCCUAGUUUAUCAUCACCAGAAAGUAAGAUGUUCUCAUUCGCAAUGGGAAGAUCUGCAUCAGGUUCAUAUGCACAAUCCGAAUUAUAUAUAGGAGGACAAAACCCCAGCAAGUUCAAAGGUUCAUUCCAAUACGCACCUUUAAUUUCACAAACCUAUUGGCAAAUCAAACUUGAAAAUCUAUACUGUAACAAUGGAAAGAAUCUUAAAACUAAAGUUCCUAUCACAUCUACUACGGCUAUUAUUGAUUCGGGUACGACUUAUAUUGCGGCUCCUUCUGAUCAAGCUAAAGCUUUUUGGGAUACUAUUCCUAAUUCUUCGACUAAGGCUGGGGAUGGGUUUUAUACUUUUCCUUGUGGCCAAUCUGUUAGGAUGACUUUUGAUUUUGGGAAUGGAUUGGAACUUUUGGUUAAUGAUCUGGAUAUGAAUUUGGGAAAGGUUUCUCCUGGAAGUAGUCGUUGUGUUGGAGCUGUCUUUAGUGGUGAAACAGGUGGUGAUUGGAUACUUGGGAUCUCUUUCAUGAAAAGUUAUUACACCACUUUUGACUUUGCAAACUCUAGAAUAGGUUUCGCAUUACCAAGUUAUCAUUAA
Melampsora larici-populina 98AG31 is the source of this 1734-nucleotide messenger RNA. RefSeq names its product aspartic peptidase A1. The record is from RefSeq and is a predicted model, not a curated record. Gene Ontology annotation, molecular function: aspartic-type endopeptidase activity. Lineage: Eukaryota; Fungi; Basidiomycota; Pucciniomycetes; Pucciniales; Melampsoraceae. Bases 1 to 1734 code for a protein of 577 amino acids. Gene Ontology annotation, biological process: proteolysis. The transcript has 7 exons.